ACAGAGAAGCCUGUCCGCACCACCAAAGUCUCCGGAAAGCACGUCGUCCUUCCUUCUGAAUCUCAGCUUGCCCCGCUCCCGGCAGAAGGUGACGAAGAGGAGGCAGAGCGUCCCGCCUAUCACACCUUUGAACGGAUGGCGCCGAAUGCUCGUACCCACACCGCCCUGCCCCGCCUCACGUCCUAUGCCGUGGGCACAGACCUGCACAUCCCCACCCUCAACGGCUUCCUCCGUCGCGAGCACGGUGUCCGCCCGCGUCUCUACGACGAAUGUGCGUACGUUGCCUACUUCAAGCCCCUUCUUCCCGGCUUUGGAAGGGCAAACCUGCGCUCCAGCCCUGAGCCUCGUAGCGGCUCUCCCGGCGCUGAAUCGCGACGUGAGCGGGAAUUGGAGGAGCGAGAGGAGCGAGGGUAUGUCGGCAGUUACUUUGCGGCUAGCAAGGACGAUCAGGAGGAGUCUAUCGAUCCGGAGGGGUACAUCCAGGGUGGCGAGGGCAGCGGCAGUGGCGAGGGAGAGCCCUCGCACAACCACGACACGUCGCCCAACAUGUUGACUUCAAGGCCCAUCUUGGAGGCUCUCCAGCUCGCAGAGCUCGUCGUCCUCCCUUACGGCGUAGUGGUCUUCUACAACUUCACCCCCUCCGAGGAACGGGACAUCAUCGAAGACGUCCUCUCCUCGGGUUGUGUGCGCGGCACCCUCUCCCCGGACGAUGUCGAAACGGAAGCCUUCCACUUCUGCUACGACCCAACAGUACCCGCCCCACGCAUCUUCAAUGACUUCUUCACCUUCCGUGCGCCCAAUCACCUCCUCAAGCUCUCCCUCGCCCAUGCCGUUGCUCAGAGCACCAAGCUCUCCGUCUUCGAGGAGAGCAUGCAGCGCACCUUGGAAUUGACCAGUCACAUCCCCAAGGAGCUGGCUUCGAGUGGCGAGCUGAGACUCAAACGCCGCGAAGCGCUGCGUCUGACAGGUCGACUCUUCAAGUUACGCGUGGACGUCAACCUCACCUCCAAUGUGCUGGACACACCUGAGCUCUUCUGGAGCGAAGCCACCCUUCAAGCACUGUACGAUGCUAUUCGCGAGUAUUUGGAGAUCGAUCAGCGUGUGGGCAAUCUCAACGAUCGACUCAAGGUGGCCAACGAUCUCCUCGAGAUCAUCCAUGGACAUGUGGCUGAGGAGGCCAUGAGCAAGAUCACGGUGGUCAUCAUCGCCCUCAUCGUUGUGGCGUGCAUCGUAGCCUGUGGGGAGAUCACGGCGCGUCUCCUU
This is a messenger RNA of Jaminaea rosea, 1263 nucleotides long. RefSeq names its product DUF155-domain-containing protein. The record is from RefSeq and is a predicted model, not a curated record. The annotation marks the transcript as partial. The transcript has 5 exons. Lineage: Eukaryota; Fungi; Basidiomycota; Exobasidiomycetes; Microstromatales.